UGAUUGGACGGUCUGUUUAGUGGCUUGUCCCGCCCCGCCCCUCAGCAGCUCGCUCGGCUAUCCUGCACCAGCAGCGGUGUGUCACCGAGGCUGGGCUGCCGCCGAAAAAGAUCCGGAGUCAGGGCGAACACCUAAGCAGUUAACCCAAACUGGCAUCGCAGCGGGGCUGAGGGGCUGCCCCUGCGAGUUUUAAACCUGAAUACCGCUUAGGUGGGAUCCUACUCCUCUCCCUGUCACUUUCGCCCGUCUUCCUGAUGUCGGAUUUCAAGCUCGGGAUCGUACGGCUCGGCCGUGUGGCCGGGAAGACAAAAUACACGUUGAUCGAUGAGCAGGACAUACCGCUUGUGGAGAACUAUGCGUUUGAGGCGCGCAUGGAGGUAGAUGCGGAUGGCAAUGGAGCUAAGAUCUUUGCCUAUGCUUUCGACAUCGGCAAAGGUCGCUGGGCAGGGAGGCCGUUACAUGAGCUGCUCUGGGAGAAGCACAGAGGAGGCAUUGCCCCUAGUUUUCAAGUCAUCCACAUCAACUCUGUGACGGUGGACAACCGGCUAGACAACCUGCGACUGGUGCCAGUAGGCUGGAGCCCCAAGCCGGAGGAGAUUUCCAGCAAACAGAGAGAGCAGUCUCUGUACUGGCUGGCCAUCCAGCAGGUACCAGCCGACCCUGUGGAGGAACAGUAUCUGGAGCUGAGUCGCACACGCUACUACAACGCUAACGGGGAGCUGGUGGAGGAAGAGGAGUGCUCCUGCACCUACUACGAGUGUCAUUAUCCUCCUUGUUCACUCAUUGAGAGGAGGCUCCGGGAGUUCAACAUCUGCGGUCGCUGCCAGGUGGCGCGCUACUGUGGCUCCCAGUGCCAGCAGAGGGACUGGCCUGCCCACAAGAAGCAGUGUCGCGAACGCAAGCGAGUGCUCGCCCUUGAGUCGGAGCCUGAACGAUGAUCUGCCCUCAUCCUCACCUGGGAGAGGAGGAGGGAGAACGAGGGAGGGGGGAGGGGGGGUUCGAGCUGUGGGAAGGGAGAGGGGAUGAAGUGCAAAAUGUGGAAAAUUGCUGACAAGAGGCUAACGACAGAGGACAAUGUUGGUUGCUUAAUUGUCUGACGGCUUGGGGGGUGGGGGGGUGAGAAGAUGGAGGAGGUGAAAGAGAACGAAGCAAAAAGACAUCUGCCACUUCCCAGAACUGGUAACUCUCCAUAGCUUGCUUUUCAUGUGGAUGACAGGGGGGGGAGGGGUGUUAUUUGUUUUAUGUUUUUAUUUUAUUUUUUUCUCGAGGGGGGAGAGAGACCCUCGAGCUCUACCUGCUGCUAUGGUUUUGUAUGUGAGUGGGGGAAAAAAAAAAGUUGUCUUGUUGACGAACUGGACAAGCUUCUUUGGACCACAGUAUGGACAGUUGUCGUCAUCCACUUUUGUUCCUCCACCCAGCCGCUGGGCGUGGUGACGUCUGUGCAGACGGGGGACCCAGGGGCCGCAGUACCCAUCGUUCAGCUGGUACAAUGGGACAUGGACCUUUUCACUGUAUCGCUCCCUUUUCUGACCUCUGGUGCACAUGGCUGCUGUCUUCAUGGUCACCAAGACCUCCGCCUCCCUCCCUGUCUGUCGUACUUCCCCCAUGCAGCCAACCACGACACACAUCAGAUAUAUUUCACUGAUUGAAUCACACUACCAGUAUUGAGUGUGGGAGUGAGUAAGUGUGUGUAUGCUUGUAUAUGUAUGUAUGUGUUGCCAAUAUGUACUGAAGGACAGUUACAAGGGUGAUGGGCAGGGUUCAUGUAUGUUGUUUCUCGUCUUAAAGGGGCCAUAUUACAUCUUUUAAAUUUCAAAUUUAACCAUACAUUGAUGGGUUUGAUAUUUUCACUGUCAUUUAAUAAAGGAGCUGCCAAAUGAUCCAUUAUUAUAUUAUUCUGUCUGCUUGAUCAGACUUGUUUUUGUUGUUCAGGACAAGGUACAGUUGUUUUUUGUUUUUUUGGGGGGGUAGGGUAGGGGGGGUCGUUUUAAAUCAGCCUUUUCAAAAUUCUCAAUUUCCUGUUUAAAAAGCCAGUCCGGGUGUUAGCGGUUACUUUGAUCCCACACACAAAACGUGUUAUUAAAGUGACUGUGGAAUACAUGACUUAUCUUGUGCUCCUAAAAUAAUUAUUUCUGUCAAGCCUUUCUAAUGAUCGCAUGUAAAGUAAAUAUCAGAGCGAAAGUGUACUAUAGUACAGUUUGGCACUCCUAUACCAACCAACUGGGUUAAAUCCGUCAAGUCAGUUGUAGUUUGCUGGUUUUUAAGAGAGGGGUGUCUUUUCAUCUGUGUUUUUUGCAUCUGCAGGGUUAUAGUAUGUUUGGUGGGGUGGGGGUUUGUGUUUGGUUUCUUGUGUUUGCUCUAAGUUGGGUUUUUUGUUUUGUUUUGUUUUUUUGUGGAAGAAAUUCUAUCAGUGGAGCUAUAUUUAUUUAAAACAUUUGAUUGUGAAAUGUGUUUUUUGUCCUGGUGAUAUUUGAAGGCAAACGUCAAAAUUGAACAAUACGGGACCUAUUAUGUUUCAUCUUUUUGGCUAAACAUUUCAACCUUCUUAACACCUUCUCUCUCUCUUUUCUCUAUCCUGAACCCAAAUGAAUGAGUGAGUCUUUCCAGAGUUUCCAUGAAAACACUGCACACCAUCAUUGUCACUAAAUUCUUCCAUGUAAGAGAUGGCUGGGCGUGUAAAACUUGAAUUUCCCCCCCCUUACACAAACACCUUUGGUAAAUUUUUGUCUGGAUAGUGGUUUUACAUACGGAACCAUUUUCUGCUUUUGUUUUCUAAGACACGACCGUAAAAGUGAAAUCGAUAUGUGUCAACUUUAUCCUCAAUCGCCUGCCUUUCUCGUAUUACCUACAAUGCACACCUGCUUAUCGUGUCCUCUUGUGUGUUAGGAGUCCAGACACUUAGUUAGCAUGUAAUUCACAGAUGUACAUGCAACUUGUUGAUCGUUUAUUUUGUAUGUAUGUAUGUGUGUGUGUGUGUGUGUGAACAGGUUUUCAACACUGCACUAAAAUUUGGCUCCCAUGUUAGCGUAUUUGUCAUAGAUGGGUUCAAGGGAGGGGUGUGAUUUGGAUUUGGAGUGUACAGAUUGUGUCUGAAAUCUUUUUUUUUUUGUUUUGUAAGAAUAUAAACAUUAAUCACCUAGAAAUAAAGAGCUACAAUAUGUGAAUGGAAGUACAGUUGGGGAUAAAUGACGGUUGCUUUUCCAAUGUAAAAUGACAAUAAAUAAAAAUGAACCUCAGCGGUUGGACUUUG
Molecule: messenger RNA, 3250 nt
Organism: Scatophagus argus
Lineage: Eukaryota; Metazoa; Chordata; Actinopteri; Scatophagidae
Gene: zmynd19
Product: zinc finger, MYND-type containing 19
Exons: 6
Coding region: 255-938 (227 amino acids)
Source: RefSeq, a predicted model, not a curated record